AUGGCAUUCGUUUUCAAAGCAGACAGGAAAAUAGAGCUAAGUGGUAAAGAAAACUUAACACUCGGACCAGGGGCUUACAUGGGCCACAAAGAAUAUAGACCCAAACCAUAGACUCAUCAACCAUUCCAGGCUUAAACUGGAAGAACAGAGACAACUAAGACUCAAAUGAACUAGACAGCUUACAAUCCAGGUCCUGGACAGUACUCAGCUACUACAGGGUUCGAGGCAAUUAGCAAGAGCAUAGAAUCAGCCAAGAAGAUCUCUAUGUACGGAUAUGAAAAAUUCGGAAUAACUGUCAUCAAACCAUCCAAUUGCUUUGCCUCAAAGGUUGACAGAUUCCAAGAUAAAAAUCUCAAGGAUAAAUCAUUGACACCAGGUCCUGGGUAAUAUGUGGGGGAACAGAACUGGAUACAAUCUAAGAGGAUUGCACCAAAGCCUGAGUGGUAAUAAAUCACCUGGAACAAGAUGCAAAAUCCUCCUUCUAUCCCUUCUCAUGAUAAUGUUUUUGGAUAUGAGGAAAACAAUUCAGGAGAAUUAGUAAAAUAAAAGAAUAGUGAGAAAAUUCACACGGGAGUAAAGCAUGAUACAGUAGGUCCAGGAGAGUAUGAUGUGCUAAAGCCAAACUUAACUACCAAGAAAGGCCCGAAGUGGGUGCUUCCGGAUGCAAAGAAGAAAGUCGUAGUACCGUCCACAGCAGACUCAGAUAUUCCAGGCCCUGGGCAUUACAACGCCGAGAAAGUAGAUAUCUUCCCAAUCUAUAAGUAUAAACCCAGCAGUGUUUUUGUAUCAAAAGUGCCUCGUGAAGUUGCCAAGAAUAGAAAGUCUCAGAUGCUUCCACCUUAAUCCCAAAGUAGCAUAAAUAUUUCUUAACUCUUAUCAAUAGGUGUCCAGCAGAACAAUGACGAUGACUACUAUGAUGAAGACGAUGAGGACUAUGCACCUGGACCAGGCUCUUACUACAAUCCUCAUUAGAGCACUACCUUCAAAGUCAAGAGUGUUCCUGAGAGACUCUAGUUCUUCGGCUCAACCGUGGAGAGAUUCCAUGAUCAGACAGAUAAGACCAAGAUUCCUCCCAAUGUAGGUCCAGGAACAUACUAGGUUCCAAUUAAUAAUGCAGCAAAGAAAAUGAGAUCGCAGAAUAAUGCUCCGUUCAGCACAACUGACAUGAGAUUCAUUGAUAAGACUCAAGCAACAUAUAUUCCUGGACCAGGCUCAUAUUAGGCUAAGUCACUAGUUGAAAAUCUGCAGAGAAAGCCUUGGGGAAAGUAAGGCGUCUUCGGCUCAACUGAAAAGAGAUUCGUGCAAGCAUAGACUCUAUAAACUCCUGGACCUGGAUUGUACAAGCCAGAAAGAUCAGUUUAAGCUUUGGAUAAGAAAAACGACAACAAUAUAAAGCGAUCCUCAUCGAUGUUUAUUUCUAACACUAAGAGAAACCCCUACGAAGACAUGAAAUCCAGAGCACAGUUGGCAGUGGUGCAAUACGAUGAUAAAACUAAUACAAUCUAGGAGCAAGUCAGAAGGAAGGUCGAGGCAGGAGUGGGCAACCCAUUACUCGCUAACUUGAAGGCAAAGCGAGGAAUCAACCCCGCAUUCAACUCAAACGCCUCUCGAUUCCCUCAAAAGAAGGUUGAUGAGGCCGAGACAUUCCUCGGUCCAGGCUACUAUGAAUAGCACGGCACAUUCGAUGGAGUCAAAUCUACUUCUACUAACUAGGUCGGUGCUGCCAUCGGCGUCUCUCAACAGUCAAAGAGCAUGAACUUCCUAUCCUAUGCCCCCAGAUUCCAAGAGGACAAAAGAAAGAUGGAGAUUCCAGGUCCUGGACAGUACAGCAACGACGACCUCAACAACUGGUUCAAGAGAACUUACAACAUGAACUUCACUGAAUGA
Molecule: messenger RNA, 1887 nt
Organism: Stylonychia lemnae
Lineage: Eukaryota; Ciliophora; Spirotrichea; Sporadotrichida; Oxytrichidae
Source: the annotation of a GenBank genome assembly